CUCGCGGUGUCUUUUCCCACCUUGGCUGGUUGUUGUCAGUUCCUGCAGCUCUUUUCUUUUUUAGCAACUCUUGGGGGUGGUUUGGCACCAUUUCUGUGACAUCUCCUGGGCUGGUGGGAAGCUCUGAGCAAAACUCCUGGAGCAGCAGUGUGGAUUCCUGGGAGGUUUUCCUAUGGAUCAACCUGGGCACGUGUUUUGGGGCCGGUUUGUGCCCCUCUGCCACGGGGCUGCUCUCGUUGCAGGCGUCCUGUCUCUGUGGCUCUGCUCCGUGUCUGCUCUGUGGCUGCUGCCCCUCGGCCAAGAACUCCACCAUCUCCCGCCUCCUCUUCACCUUCUUCCUCUUCCUCGGCACUCUGGUGUCCGUCAUCAUGAUAAUCCCCGGCGUGGAGAAGGAGCUGCACAAGCUCCCGGGCUUCUGUGAAGGCAGCGGGUCUGUGCUGGGGGUCCAGACCCACGUCGACUGCAGGAGCUUCCUGGGCCACAAGGCCGUGUACCGGAUGGGCUUCGCCAUGGCCGCCUUCUUCUGCCUCUUCGCCGUGCUCACGGUGUGCGUGCGCAGCAGCAAGGACCCCCGCGCCGCCCUGCACAACGGCUUCUGGUUCUUCAAGUUCCUGGUGCUGGUGGGGAUCACGGUGGGCGCCUUCUACAUCCCCGACGGGACCUUCACCUCGGUCUGGUUUUACUUUGGUGUGGUCGGCUCCUUCCUCUUCAUCCUCAUCCAGCUCGUGCUCCUCAUCGACUUCGCGCACUCCUGGAGCCAGCGGUGGCUGCGCGAGGCGAGCGAGAGCAACGCCAAGGGCUGGUACGCAGCCCUCUGCACCGUCACCUUCGUGUUCUACGCCGCCUCCAUCGCGGCCGUCGCGCUGCUCUACGUCUACUACACCAAACCCCAGGGCUGCACCGAGGGCAAGGCCCUCAUCAGCAUCAACCUCCUCCUGUGCCUCGUCGUCUCCGUAGUGUCCAUCCUGCCCAAGAUCCAGGAGGCUCAGCCGCACUCGGGGCUGCUGCAGGCGUCCCUCAUCACCCUCUACACCAUCUACCUCCGCUCCUCGGACCACCCUCAGGUGAACAAGCUGAUGCUGACGGAGGAGGGCGGGUCUGGGCCGGGCCCGGGGGAGGCGGCAGAGCCGGGGCCGCACCGCGCCUACGACAACGAGCAGGACGGCGUCUCCUACAACUACACCUUCUUCCACCUCUGCCUCCUCCUCGCCUCCCUUUACAUCAUGAUGACCCUCACCAACUGGUACAGGCCAGACGAGAGCCUGCAGGUGCUGAGCAGCCCCUGGACGGCCGUGUGGGUGAAGAUCUGCUCCAGCUGGGCUGGGCUCCUGCUCUACCUCUGGACUUUGGUGGCUCCACUGGUGCUGCCGGACCGGGACUUCAGCUGAGGUGGCCCCGGGCAUCCUGUUGCCAGUCAGGACUGUGGUGGCCUUGUCCCUCAGGGCCAGGGACAGCCCCAGCUCUGCCUUAGCCCCAGUUCUGCAUGUGGGAGCUGCUGUGCUGGGUUGUGCCUUCUUGCAGGUCUUUUGUUUUAAUUUGAAAGGGAUGAAGUGCCAAGCAGAGAAAUCAAGGGCUGAGAGAGACCUGAGGGUGUUUUUGAAGCUCCCUUCAUGCCCAUGUUUGUCCAGUGCCUUUGGUGGUGCCUCCAAACCCUCUUCUCCCAGCAGAGACCAGUGCCUUGCCUCUUGAGGGUUUGGUUCUCACCAGCUGCUGUUGUCUCACUUGCUGUCCUGGGCCCAUGGUGCCUUUUGGGGGUGCUGGGGACCAGGACCCAGGACCUGGCCACUGUUAUGUCCCCAGACUGCCUAGAGGAAAACGGAAUUGCUGAGAUUUGUGGCUGGAGGCAGACAUCCCUCUGCAUCCCCCAGCCUCGGGGGUGGCCCCAGCUCCUCAGGGGCUCUCCUGCCUGGCUGUCCCCAUGGGAGAACAACCCCCCCCUGGUCCUUGCUAGAGGGCAAGUUGGGGUUCCUG
This is a messenger RNA of Manacus vitellinus (golden-collared manakin), 1971 nucleotides long. RefSeq names its product serine incorporator 2 (gene SERINC2). Gene Ontology annotation, cellular component: membrane. The record is from RefSeq and is a predicted model, not a curated record. The transcript is spliced from 8 exons. The coding region runs from base 369 to 1388 and encodes 339 amino acids. Lineage: Eukaryota; Metazoa; Chordata; Aves; Passeriformes; Pipridae.